GGCUGAGCGUCAGUGAUAAGAGCGCGUCUCGUGUGUGUUAUGGCGUGUUCUUUGCUCGUGAUACUGUGAGGGAGCUCCAGGACGUUUGUUCCUUUGUAUGACGCUGUCACUCUUUAGGAGAUUCAUACAGGGUGGCUUGUCAUUGUGUAGAAUGGACAGGAUAACAGGCUUACAUGAAGCUCAUGGCAACAUGAGGAAUACAAUAGAACGUCUGGGACCGGUUACAACACCAGAAGGGCAGACCAAUGAGCUAAUAUAUGCUCCACCUUGCCAAAGCAUAGGAAAGACUCCUUCACCAGUCCUUGUGUUUUUUGGUGGUGAUGUCCAGGACUACCCUGAGGUUAUGACAGCCCAUCGAGACCAUGGACAUUAUGUGAAAUGGAGUCUCACCAAUAUUGCAUCCCUUAUGGCUGAAAAGUUCCCAUCACAUCAUGUGUUUAUUGUCAAACCAAGUAGGAUGGAGAGAAAAACCUUCAGCUGUUAUGACAACUUUGUGGAAAGUAACAGUGUAGGUGCUCCAACUCACAACCCAGGGGUGAUGGCCAUAAAGCACCUGGAUGGUCUUAUAACAGAGGGUUUGAAAAAAGUUGCAUCCAUAAAAGCAGAAAAGCUUUUGUCUUCUCAUCACCAUUACCAAGAAACAUGUUCAGGAAAAUUGGAGAGUUGUGAAGUUAAUGUAAAUCCACAGAGCACAGAUGAAACUGCAGUGAAACCAGCAUCUGGAAGUGAGAAGCCUCUCCCUGUUGACAAGGCAGAAAAGGCAUGUGAUUCAGAAACAAAGACUGAUGUUCUUGAAUACGAGGAAAUAACGCUGAUCGGCUUCAGUAAAGGUUGUGUUGUGCUGAACCAGUUGAUUAUAGAAUUCCACCUUCUGUCUGUUGUGGAGGAUAUGGCUGCUGAUAGUCUCAGGAAGUUUAUGAGUAAGGUACGUAAUAUGUACUGGCUUGAUGGCGGCCAUGCAGGUGGCAGUAAAACGUGGAUCACAGAUCAUGCUGUACUGAAAGACAUUGCAUCCCAGCCAAAUCUUGGUAUUCAUAUACAUGUUUCGCCAUAUCAGGUCCAAGAUGAUCAGCGUCCAUGGAUCAGGAAGGAGUGCAAAGUAUUUUAUAAUGUCCUGCGGCGUAAUGGUGCAAAUAUUAGUUAUACGUUACAUUGUGAGCACGAGCAGCCUUCACUUCUUUCUCACUUUAAGGUACUUGAUUUAUUCUCUUAAAAAUCAGUCAUAUAUAUCCACUGAUUACUGUUGUUUUCAUUAUGUAGUAAUGGUUGUUUCAUCAUUACAUUUAUUUCUAACCAAAAACUCAUUGUUUUAUUAUCUCCAAUUAUGUAUAUAAAUGUUAAUACUGUACUGUGAAAUAUUCGUAUUUUAUGAUUCACGAUAUUUUUUGAUUUUGAUGCCACUUUGUUGCUUUUUGUUUAGAGAGUCAGAUUGUUGAAGUGUCAGUCCUUUGUUGGAUUUGCAGUGGUAAAAAUGUAUCCAGUUCAUAUCAUGAAAAUCUGUUUAAAAGAAGAUAAU
Penaeus indicus is the source of this 1516-nucleotide messenger RNA. RefSeq names its product mitochondrial protein C2orf69 homolog. The coding region runs from base 98 to 1213 and encodes 371 amino acids. Lineage: Eukaryota; Metazoa; Arthropoda; Malacostraca; Decapoda; Penaeidae. The record is from RefSeq and is a predicted model, not a curated record. Gene Ontology annotation, cellular component: mitochondrion. The transcript has 6 exons.